AGGUAUAGAUGGCAUUAUUAUUAGGAAUUCUCAAUCUCUCGGCUCUUCUCAUAUCAGCGUUUGCGGAAUACAGUUUAAAUCUGCACGAUCCGGCCACGACCCUGACCUACAACUACGACAGUCCUUUAAACUAUACAGAUGCUCUGGUGAAGGUCAAGUUAAACUUGGACUACAGCUAUUACAAUAAUCUCUUCUCGACAGGAGAUGGAGCACCUAUCGACAUCAUAACAGUGAGAUCGCCCAGUGGACCUAACGAUCUGUUCGACUACAUGGCGUUCCAGCUGAUGGCUAGUGGUAUGCCAGAUGGACCUCCCCUGCUCAUGGUCAUCAUUAGUUCCCCAUUAUCCUCACAAGACUUCAGUGCUACCACAUUUUGUAUCGGCAUGUCUCCGUAUGACUUCUCAGACAAGCUCAUCACGGUUGAUAAGACAGGCCAGAGGUUCACACUUGAUAUAGAGGGACUUGAACAGAGUGAAUCCAACUACUACUGUCAAAACUACCUGAUCGGAAAGAGUGGUUCAGGACGAAUGGACCUGUCAACAGUGAUGAUAGGACCCCACCUGAAGGGAUGUGUCUCCCUUCUCUCCUUCCCCGGUGUGGACCUCCUUCCGGCUGAUGACUGUGGGUUCCCUGUUGAGCACCUCUCAGGAGAUGCUGUCUACUUCGAGGGGGUGUGCUCAGGUGAUAUUCCUGAUACUAGUGUAGUGUGCCCCACUACCCCGCCUCCUACUACUAAACCAGCCACAACUAAACCUCCCACUACUAAAGUUCCCACUACUAAAGUUCCAACUACUAAAGCUGCCACCACUAGAGCCCCCACCACUCCUCUCCCUAAGAUCGAGACUACCCAACCUGUGGAGCCCACUGAUAAGGAGACCACGCCCACAGAGAAGCUGCCUCAGCCAGUAACCGACCCUAAGGUAGAAACAGAUCCUCCAGUAGUCACUGAUGAACCUACAACAGAUAAACCUGAAACUGUUAAACCCGAUCCCACGACAGCUGUUCCUAUAGAGGUUAUUGAUAACGAGACGGAGGGUGAAGAAGGUGAAGACGAUUAUAACAUUAACACUGUUGAUGUGACGGACACUGAGGCUGCUACCGGAGACGAUGAGAACAACAACUCCGUAGUGAUCAUCAUCUGUGUCGUGUCUGCGGGAAUCGUCGUCAUUGUCGUCCUGCUGUACGUGGGGUACCGGUUCCACUUCAGAGAUAAGGGCAGCUAUAAACUAGAGGAAACAAAGGAAACAUCCCCUAAUGGCGAGGACUUUGGUAAUGAAUACACGGACUUGAACCCAACGUCAAAGGAUCAGGAGUGGUAUUUGUAGAGAUGAUUGAAACUAUCUAGGUAAAACUGUACGCCAAUCCUAGGAAUACGCUUGUAAAUUGGGGAGAUGAGAAAGAUGAUGAUUUGUAAGAAAAGAUCACAGCUGCUGGCAGAAAGUACCGGAUUCCCGAAUUAAAAGUCAGAUCAACAUAAGACAAUGUAUAUUAUGCGUAUUUGUUUGAGGCUGUCUCGCGGGGAUCUGUCUUUAGUGAAAAUAAAAGAAGAUAUUAUUGUGAAUAAAACCAUUUCCGAAUCAUCAAGACUGUAGCUCUCAUUAUCACUAUUAUAAUGGAAUUCAGGUUAAGAGACUGGUAACUUGUUAGUAACUUGUUAGUAACUUGUUGGUAACUUGUUAGUAACUUGUUGUUAUUCAAUUUGAACGGUUUGUUUUGUUUCAGGGCUAUCAGGCCGGGUGUCUGAAACACAAUAAUGUUAUGAUUGAUUUAAACAACAUUAUUUUGCGACGCUUUUAUUUGUAGUAAGAUUAUUGACUUUGAAUUUGAACUAAUUGUUGUCCUAACUUCUGCAGUUAUUAGUUAUUUCAUAUUUGAUGAGUAAUAUUGUUCCUUAUAAUAGUACAUAGUAUGAUGCUUAUGAUACAAACCGCAACUAUAAUUGUCACAACCUUUCAAUAGAUAUAAGUUUCUCAAAUUGCCAUUUGAUUAUGGCAUUCUCUAUUAGGUGUCUGACUGACAGUUAGGGUGUCAGUAUUAUAGGAUUUGUUAGACAACUUCCCUGUGUCAGUCAGACCCAAUUUCAAAUGCGUACACUUAGAAAAUAGUUGGAUAUCAGUUUGUAAAUUUAAAUAUAGAGCACCGAUAUAUUAUGUUGAAUGUAAAAUACACAAUAGCAUUGAAUUUUGCGUUGAUUCUCCCGUUCCAAAUCGUAAUUAUCGAUUCUUUAGACGAAUUUUUCUAUUUCAAACAGCGAGAGAAUACACGCACUUUUCAGUUUUAUUAAUUAUCAGAAAUGCUCAAAACGAAUGUAAAUGCUGGCCGUAUUUUAUAAUGAUUUUAUGGUUAAUUUCUUAUUCAUACUCGAAUUUUAAGUUUUACAACCAGUUUCCCUUUUACUAUCUGCUUAUCUAAAGAGCACUGGUUCAGAUCCAUGAUAUUACUCCAGUCAGAAACAAUUUUGAUCAAUUUCACGCAGCUAUUAAUUUUACUGCUGAGUUAAGUAAACACUGAAAAUACUUUAUAAUAUUAAGCUUUCAAGGUUUUUGUUCAGAUCCAUUCCAUUUUAUAGCAUUUUCCUUUAGUUUCUUAUAAAAUUUAGUUGAAAACCCCUUUAGAUUAAACUUAAACUGACAGAAUUCGAUGAUAAAACAUAUUUUAUCCAGAGACUGAUGUUUUAACUUGAAAGAUGUUCGAUCGAGUAACGAACAUUUCGCUAUGAUAAACUGAUAAACUUCAAGUUUUUAUAAUACAUUAUUUAAUGAGAA
Messenger RNA from Bolinopsis microptera, 2765 nucleotides. RefSeq lists its product as uncharacterized. NCBI's taxonomy places the organism in Eukaryota, Metazoa, Ctenophora, Tentaculata, Lobata, Bolinopsidae. Bases 9 to 1325 code for a protein of 438 amino acids. The transcript has 5 exons. The record is from RefSeq and is a predicted model, not a curated record.